This is a messenger RNA of Durio zibethinus, 1405 nucleotides long. The record is from RefSeq and is a predicted model, not a curated record. NCBI's taxonomy places the organism in Eukaryota, Viridiplantae, Streptophyta, Magnoliopsida, Malvales, Malvaceae.
CACUCAGAUCGGAGCCCAAACCAAGUAUCCAAAUUAGGGUUUCAACUUUGCGUCUUUCGGCGAAUGAAAAAUCGUAUCUAGGUUUAAAAGGAGCUCCAUGUAAACGAUUCAAGAUCGCCUCUCCUCUUCACCGUCUUAGAACCUCCAGCCCCAGAGGUAUAUCCUCAGCUUCCUUGUUUAUCUAUUGUUGUACAGGAGUAAUUCUUAUAGAAUUGCCUGGAUUCUUCGGUUUCAAUGAUAAUCCCCACAAUUGCUUCUAAUUUCUCACUCAACCCUUCUCUCUUUCCUCUCAAAACUACUUCAAUUUCUCGUCACACUGUCCUAUCCCGUCACCAAAUCCCUCUUUCAUUUCCCUCAAAAGUCCAAGCUUUCAACCCCAAGCCGGCUCUCAAGUUUCCUACUCUUUCCGGGAAACGUUUGGGGCUUUCUCGCAAGGGAAAAUCCGAGUUUUAUGUUAAUGCUGGAAAUAGAGGAGAAGAUGGCGGCGCUGAUGAAGCAGACAGAUUGGCAACAGGAGAGGGUACAAUGCCUGAGAGGUUCAGAUACUUGACCAAAGAAGUUCCUGGGCCUCCUCUUAGGUGGCCUUUAUUUGUUGCACUGGCAUUCCUUCUCUAUGCAUGGAGGGCAGUUUUGUUGGAGCUUUCUAAUUGGAGAAAGGCUGCUUUUGGUGUUGUUCGUUUUGUGGGAUACCUCUUGAAACUCGCACUUGCCCUUAUUUUCCAUUUCAUAGGAGAUCCAAUCACUUCUAUGAUCAGAUGUAUAGAGACAGUGAUCUACAGUAUUAGAGCUUUCUACUCUGGGAUUGUGGCAUAUGCCCCUGUUCGUGAACUGACAGUGAUCGUUGUGCUUGCAUCAGCAGUUCUUGCCAUUGCUGAGGCUACUGUUCCAAACUCCAUGAGCUGUCAACCAUAUAUGCUCACAUUAUCUGGUCUAAUUGGCUAUGCAGCUGUGACUGGCUACAUUUCUGAGCCACUCUACUGGACUCUUCUAUUGGGGUUAUAUGGUUUCUCACGCAUAAUUAAAAAGCGUGAUGAUGUUACAUCAGCACUACCUGUUGCAGCUGUAAUGGCUGCCAUUGGGGAGCCUUGGGUUAGGAUGCUGGUGAUAACUUCUUAUCUAGCUAUAGCUAUCUUUCACCAUUCAAAGAGGCUUUCAGAAGUAAAAGAGCAAACAGAAGGUGUAGCCAUAAAGAAGCGGCUCCCAAUGCCAUUAUUAGGUGCUGCCUUGACCAUUGGAAUCCAUCUUGCUGCUAAGUGGGCUGGUUAUCGGCAUUUGACAUGGAUGAUAGUAUGAGAGCAAAGUCUUUUUCACACUGUUUGUUACGACAAUGUUCUUUUGUCUGUUUUCUAAUGGCCAAUGUAGUAUCAUGUAUAUUUUGGGAAAUAAAUUUGUAGCCUGUUUAACU